Priceomyces carsonii is the source of this 5658-nucleotide messenger RNA. RefSeq names its product 1,3-beta-glucan synthase (gene GSC1). Gene Ontology annotation, molecular function: 1,3-beta-D-glucan synthase activity. Bases 1 to 5658 code for a protein of 1885 amino acids. The record is from RefSeq and is a predicted model, not a curated record. Gene Ontology annotation, cellular component: 1,3-beta-D-glucan synthase complex; plasma membrane. Gene Ontology annotation, biological process: (1->3)-beta-D-glucan biosynthetic process; fungal-type cell wall polysaccharide biosynthetic process. The transcript has a single exon. Lineage: Eukaryota; Fungi; Ascomycota; Pichiomycetes; Serinales; Debaryomycetaceae.
AUGUCGUACGAUAAUAAUCACAACUAUUAUGAUCCUAAUCAACAGGAACAUCUUGCUGGUGAUCAUGAUGGCUAUUAUCAGCAACAACCUUACGAUAUGAACCAGCAGGGAUAUUAUGAUCCUAAUGCUCAGUAUCAACAACAAAACUAUGACUACGAUGGUUACAAUGAUCAACAGUAUGGUAUGCCUGUGGAUCAACAGAUGCACCAACAGUCUAUGGGAAGCUAUAAUGCUGACCCGGAAGCUUUCUCUGACUUCAGCUAUGGUGGUCAGACCCCGGGUACUCCUGGUUAUGAUCAAUAUGGAACUCAAUAUACGCCAUCUCAGAUGAGCUAUGGGGGGCCGAGGUCAUCGGGAGCCUCAACUCCAAUUUAUGGUGGACAAGGUAGUUAUGAUCCAACACAGUUCCAAUUAUCAUCAAGCUUACCAUAUCCUGCUUGGUCUGCUGACCCUCAGGCUCCUGUCAAGAUCGAGCAUAUCGAGGAUAUUUUUAUUGAUUUGACUAACAAAUUUGGUUUUCAAAGAGACUCCAUGAGAAAUAUGUUCGAUCAUUUCAUGACCUUAUUAGACUCUCGAGCAUCUCGUAUGUCUCCUGCUCAAGCAUUAUUAAGCUUACACGCAGAUUACAUUGGAGGUGAGAAUGCUAAUUAUAAAAGAUGGUUUUUUGCAUCGCAACAGGAUUUGGACGAUUCAAUUGGGUUUAGCAACAUGAACUUAGGUAAAAUAGGUAAAAAAGCAAGAAAAGCAAGCAAGAAAUCUAGAAAGGCCAGAAAAGCAGUUGAAGAACAUGGAGAAGAUAUGGACGCUAUCGCUAACGAGUUAGAAGGAGACUAUUCUAUGGAUGCUGCAGAGAUAAGAUGGAAGGCUAAGAUGAAUGCAUUGUCGCCCGAGGAAAGAGUUAGAGAUAUCGCUCUUUACUUAUUAUUCUGGGGUGAAGCUAAUCAAGUUCGUUUUACUUCUGAGUGCUUGUGUUACAUUUACAAGACUGGUUUGGAUUAUUUAUUAUCCCCCCAAUGUCAACAAAGGCAGGAACCUGUUCCUGAGGGUGAUUUCUUGAAUAGAGUCAUAACCCCAAUUUAUAGAUUUUUAAGAUCUCAAGUGUAUGAAAUCUACGAUGGUAGAUUUGUUAAGAGAGAAAAAGAUCAUAAUAAAGUUGUGGGUUAUGAUGACGUUAAUCAAUUAUUCUGGUAUCCAGAGGGUAUUUCAAGAAUUAUUUUUGAGGAUGGUACUAGACUAGUUGAUGUUCCUCAAGAAGAACGUUACUUAAGAUUAGGUGAAGUCGAAUGGCCAAAUGUGUUUUUCAAGACUUAUAAGGAGAUCAGAACUUGGUUGCAUUUUGUCACCAAUUUCAACAGAAUUUGGAUUAUUCAUGGAACAGUUUACUGGAUGUACACAUCUUAUAAUUCUCCGACUUUAUACACCAAGCAUUACACACAAACAUCUAACCGUCAACCUACUGCAUCCUCAAGAUGGGCAGCAGCAGCCAUUGGUGGUAUCCUUGCUUCAUUUAUCGAAAUAUGUGCUACUGUUUGUGAGUGGUUGUUUGUUCCAAGAGAAUGGGCUGGAGCUCAACACUUGUCGCGGAGAUUAGUAUUCUUGAUACUUAUCUUAAUUCUCAAUUUGAUUCCUGUGGUUUUUACUUUCUAUUGGGCUGGAUUGCAAACAGUCUCGAAAGCUGCUCACGUAGUCUCAAUCGUUGGAUUUUUCAUUGCUAUUGCUACUUUAGUUUUCUUUGCAGUGAUGCCUUUGGGUGGCUUGUUUACUUCUUACAUGAACAAGAGAUCAAGAAAGUACUUCUCAUCUCAGACUUUCACAGCUAACUUCUACAAGUUAAGAGGUUUAGACAUGUGGUUGUCAUAUUUGCUUUGGUUUUUGGUCUUUUUGGCUAAGUUGAUCGAAUCUUAUUUCUUUUUGGCUUUGUCUAUAAGAGAUCCCAUCAGAAAUUUGUCUACUAUGACGAUGAGAUGUGUUGGUGAGGUUUGGUUUGGUGUUAGAUUAUGCAGACAACAAGCUAAAAUCACCUUGGGUUUGAUGUACCUUGUCGAUUUGUUAUUGUUCUUCUUGGAUACUUACAUGUGGUACAUUAUCUGUAACUGUAUCUUCUCCAUUGGACGUUCCUUUUACUUGGGUAUUUCUAUCUUAACCCCGUGGAGAAAUAUUUUCACAAGAUUGCCUAAGAGGAUCUAUUCCAAGAUCUUGGCUACAUCCGAAAUGGAGAUAAAAUACAAGCCAAAGGUUUUGAUUUCUCAAAUUUGGAAUGCUAUUGUUAUUUCCAUGUACAGGGAACACUUAUUGGCCAUUGAUCAUGUGCAGAAAUUAUUAUAUCAUCAAGUCCCUUCUGAAAUUGAAGGAAAGAGGACUCUCAGAGCUCCAACCUUCUUUGUAAGUCAGGACGAUAACAAUUUUGAUACCGAGUUCUUCCCUAGAAAUUCUGAAGCAGAAAGAAGAAUCUCUUUCUUCGCACAAUCCUUAGCUACUCCUAUAUUGGAGCCUUUGCCUGUCGAUAAUAUGCCUACCUUUACUGUCUUGACUCCUCACUAUUCUGAAACGAUUUUGCUUUCUUUGAGAGAAAUCAUCAGAGAAGAAGAUCAAUUUUCAAGAGUUACUUUGUUGGAAUACUUGAAACAGUUACAUCCAGUCGAAUGGGAAUGUUUCGUGAAGGACACUAAAAUUUUAGCAGAGGAAACUGCAGCAUAUGAGAGUGGGGACGACCCUGAGAAAGUUUCUGAAGAUGGAUUGAAAUCUAAGAUUGACGAUUUGCCAUUCUACUGUAUCGGUUUUAAGUCUGCAUCUCCUGAAUAUACUUUAAGAACUAGAAUUUGGGCUUCAUUGAGAUCUCAAACAUUGUACAGAACUGUUUCAGGUUUCAUGAAUUAUGCUAGAGCAAUUAAGUUGUUGUAUCGUGUUGAAAAUCCCGAAUUAGUUCAAUACUUUGGAGGUGAUCCGGAAGGCUUAGAGUUGGCUUUAGAAAAAAUGGCCAGAAGAAAGUUCAGAUUUGUUGUUUCUAUGCAGAGAAUGGCAAAGUUUAGAGACGAUGAAAUGGAAAACGCCGAAUUUUUGUUACGUGCCUACCCAGAUUUGCAAAUUGCAUACUUGGAUGAGGAACCAGCUUUAAAUGAAGAUGAAGAACCUCGUGUUUACUCAGCUUUGAUCGACGGUCAUUGCGAGAUGCUUGAAAAUGGAAGACGUCGUCCUAAAUUUAGAGUUCAGUUAUCUGGUAAUCCUAUAUUGGGUGAUGGUAAGUCAGAUAAUCAAAAUCAUGCUAUCAUUUUCCAUAGAGGUGAAUACAUUCAAUUGAUUGAUGCUAACCAGGAUAAUUACUUGGAGGAGUGUUUGAAGAUUAGAUCCGUUUUAGCAGAGUUCGAAGAACUUAAUGUUGAACACGUCAAUCCUUACGCACCUGAUUUGAAGCUCGAUAAGAGCGACUACAAGGCACCCGUUGCGAUCUUGGGUGCUAGAGAGUACAUUUUUUCCGAGAAUUCAGGUGUCCUUGGUGAUGUUGCUGCAGGUAAGGAACAGACUUUUGGUACUUUGUUCGCCAGGACCUUAGCUCAAAUUGGUGGUAAGUUACAUUAUGGUCAUCCUGAUUUCUUGAAUGCUACAUACAUGUUGACUAGAGGAGGUGUCUCAAAGGCUCAAAAAGGUUUGCAUUUGAACGAGGAUAUCUAUGCUGGUAUGAAUGCUCUAUUAAGAGGAGGUAGAAUCAAGCACUGUGAAUACUACCAAUGUGGUAAAGGAAGAGAUUUAGGUUUCGGUUCUAUUUUGAAUUUUACUACAAAAAUUGGAGCUGGUAUGGGUGAACAAAUGUUGUCCAGAGAAUACUAUUAUUUGUCUACUCAGUUACCAUUGGAUCGUUUCUUAUCCUUCUAUUACGGUCAUCCUGGUUUCCAUAUCAACAAUAUCUUCAUUCAAUUGUCUUUGCAAGUUUUUAUUUUGGUCUUGGCAAACUUGAAUUCUUUGGCUCAUGAAUCUAUAAUAUGCUCAUAUGAUAAAAAUAUUCCGGUUACUGAUGUGCUUUUCCCAUACGGUUGUUACAAUAUUUCUCCAGCUGUUGAUUGGAUCAGACGUUAUACUUUAUCUAUUUUCAUUGUUUUCUUCAUUUCCUUUAUCCCAUUAGUGGUACAAGAAUUGAUCGAAAGAGGUCUUUGGAAAGCAUUUUCAAGAUUUAUCCGUCAUAUCAUUUCGUUAUCUCCCAUGUUUGAAGUCUUUGUCGCUCAAAUAUACUCAUCUUCACUUUUUACCGAUUUAACUGUUGGUGGAGCUAGAUAUAUUUUCACUGGUAGAGGUUUUGCUACUUCAAGAAUCCCAUUUUCCAUUACGUACUCUCGUUUUGCCGAUGAGUCUAUUUACAUGGGAGCAAGAAUGAUGUUAAUAUUACUUUUCGGGUCCGUCUCUCACUGGCAAGCACCAUUAUUGUGGUUCUGGGCUUCAUUAUCUUCGUUGGUGUUUUCACCUUUUAUUUUCAAUCCUCAUCAAUUCUCAUGGCAGGACUUUUUCAUUGAUUACAGAGAAUUUAUUAGAUGGUUGUCAAGAGGUAAUGCUAAAUGGCACAAGAGCUCUUGGAUUGGCCAAAUUAGGAUGUCAAGGUCUCGUUUCACUGGUUUCAAACGUAAGUUGACAGGUGACAUUUCUGAAAAGAAUGUCAAAGAUACUUCUAGGGCUCAUAGAUCCAAUAUGUUCUUUGCCGACUUUUUGCCAACCCUCAUUUACACCGCUGGUCUUUUCGUUGCAUAUACAUUCAUUAACGCUCAAACUGGUGUCACCAAAAAUUCCUAUUCAGUUGACGGUAGUACUGCCCCUAUUAAAGUUAACUCAACUUUAAGAGUGAUCAUUUGCUCGUUAGGUCCUGUCGUCAUUGACAUGGGUGUGUUGGCUGUUUGUGUCGGUAUGGCUUGUUGUGCUGGUCCUAUGUUGGGAUUGUGUUGCAAGAAGACUGGUGCUGUUAUCGCAGGUGUAGCUCAUGGAUUUGCAGUUGUCAUUCAUUUAGUAUUUUUCAUUGUCAUGUGGGUUUUGGAAGGUUUCGUGUUUGCAAGGAUGUUGUUAGGUGUCGCCACUAUGAUAUAUAUCCAAAGAUUGUUAUUCAAAUUUAUGACGAUGUGUUUCUUAACAAGAGAGUUCAAGAAUUCUCAAUCAAAUACUGCUUUCUGGACAGGUAAAUGGUACGGAACUGGUAUGGGAUGGAUGGCUUUCACUCAGCCUUCUCGUGAAUUCUGUGCUAAGAUUAUUGAGAUGUCACACUUCGCAGGUGAUUUCAUCUUAGCUCAUUUGAUCUUGUUCUGUCAGUUACCAAUCUUGUGUAUUCCACUUGUUGAUAGAUGGCACUCAACUAUGUUAUUCUGGUUGAAGCCCUCGAGAUUAAUCAGACCACCAAUCUAUUCCUUGAAGCAAGCUAGAUUGAGAAAGAGAAUGGUCAGAAAAUACUGUACAUUAUACUUCGCAGUUUUAGUUUUAUUCGUUAUUAUUAUUGCAGCCCCUGCAGUUGCCGGUUCCAAGGUGCCAAAGUCUUUAGGAUCAACACUUACAGGUCCAUUCUCAGGUUUAUUCCAACCUAGACACGUUGAUAACAAUGACACUGGUAAGAACAGACCUAAGAGUUACACUUGGACAUACUACACUACCAAAGAUCCAAAGACAUCUUCUUACUCUACAAAGGCUUAA